AUGGUCACACACGUACUCUUCGAGUCGUCCUCUGGGUAUGCCAUCUUUGAGGCCAAGCUUACGGAGGACAUUGGCUCCAGGUCCUCAGCGGUCCAAGAGUCGAUAAAGGAUUUGGCAAAGUUUGGGAAAAUGGUGUCGUUGAUGAGCUUUUCGCCGUUCAAAAGCGCUGCCCAAGCAUUGGAGAAUAUCAACGACGUUUCUGAGGGUAUCAUGAACGACUACCUCAAAAAUUUGCUCGAGUUGAACCUCUCUAAAACCUCGAAGAAGUCGCGCGUGACGUUGGCCGUCGCAGACUCGCUGCUCGGAAAGAGCAUCAAGGAAGUUCUCGGCUUCAACAUUGACACCUCGGAAAAAGCUCAAGACCUUAUUCGUGGAAUCCGACUCCACGCCGAUAAGCUGCUGAAGGGUCUUCAGACAGAUGACCUCAAAAAGGCCCAACUCGGCCUGGGUCACUCCUACUCGCGCGCAAAGCUAAAGUUUAACGUGAACCGGAUAGACAACAUGAUCAUUCAGGCUAUUGCGUUGCUGGACCAACUCGACAAGGACGUCAACUUGUUCUCGAUGCGCAUUCGGGAGUGGUACGGCUAUCAUUUCCCAGAGCUCGUCCGCCUUGUGCCAGACAACCAUCAGUAUGCUCGCGUUGCGCAUUUUAUUGGAGAUAAAGAUAAGCUGGACGAGGACAAACUUCCAGACCUCGCUGCCAUUCUGGACGACGAUUCAACACUAGCUCAAAACAUUCUUGACGCUGCCCGUGGUUCCAUGGGAUCGUCACUAUCCGAAAUCGACAUGCUUAACAUCCAUUCCUUCGCCAAUCGUGUGGUUUCCAUCUCGGACUACCGUAAAUCACUCGUGUCAUAUCUUGCAGAGAAGAUGAACCUUGUCGCACCUAGUUUAACAGCGCUUCUUGGAGAGAGGAUUGGUGCACGUCUAAUUAGCCACGCGGGAAGCUUAACAAACUUGAGCAAAUACCCUGCGAGUACUGUGCAAAUUCUUGGAGCGGAGAAGGCGCUGUUCAGAGCACUUAAGACAAAAGGGAAUACUCCUAAGUACGGUCUCCUCUACCACUCUUCCUUCAUAGGCCGAGCCGGGCCAAAGCACAAGGGUCGAAUUUCCCGAUUCCUGGCCAACAAAUGCUCAAUAGCGUCAAGGAUAGAUUGUUAUUCUGAUAACCCCACAUCCAAAUUCGGCGAAGCUCUCCGCGCACAAGUGGAAGAACGUUUGCAAUUCUUCGAAAACGGAGAACCACCUACCAAAAAUGCCGACGUCAUUCGCAAAGUUUUGGACGACCUCGCUCUUGAAGAAGGGGAUGAUGAUGACGUUGACAUGGAUGGUCCUGCCUUGACAACUUUGGAAGCCACUGCCCCAACACCAAAGAAGGAUAAGAAGAAGAAAAGGAAGAGCGAUGAUAUGGAUAAAAAGGAGAAGAAAGAGAAAAAGGAAAAGAAAGAGAAGAAGAAGAGCAAGGAAUGA
Messenger RNA from Laccaria bicolor S238N-H82, 1470 nucleotides. RefSeq lists its product as uncharacterized. Gene Ontology annotation, cellular component: small-subunit processome; box C/D methylation guide snoRNP complex. The record is from RefSeq and is a predicted model, not a curated record. Bases 1 to 1470 code for a protein of 489 amino acids. The transcript is spliced from 5 exons. Gene Ontology annotation, molecular function: snoRNA binding. Lineage: Eukaryota; Fungi; Basidiomycota; Agaricomycetes; Agaricales; Hydnangiaceae.